Messenger RNA from Populus nigra (black poplar), 1303 nucleotides. RefSeq names its product protein NONRESPONDING TO OXYLIPINS 2, mitochondrial-like. The transcript has 3 exons. Lineage: Eukaryota; Viridiplantae; Streptophyta; Magnoliopsida; Malpighiales; Salicaceae. The record is from RefSeq and is a predicted model, not a curated record. The coding region runs from base 126 to 413 and encodes 95 amino acids.
UUAAAGGCUCUGGUCUUCUAAACUCCCUCGCUGUGUAGCGUAGGAUUUAAGCCAUCAAUCACCCUUUCAUCUCUCGAUUUUGAGUCAGAUAAUUUAAACUCACUCUCCGCUUCUCUAAACCAUAAAUGGCAUCGUUUUGCAGAUCGGCAAUAACGGCAACCUCAAGGUCCCUGGCAUCUCGAUCCAAAACGGUAACUCAGAAAACACUAAACGCAAAAUCCAUGUCUUCUCCUUUCACUUCAACACCAACACGAACUAUCCUUGCCUCUUCAAGGUUUGUUUCAGUUCUAGGGAGUGUGGAGUCACUGAUGCCACUUCACAAUGCAAUUGCAAAUGCUAGACUCAAAUCUAGCAUCGCUGUUGAUUCUUCUUGCUGGAGCUGGCUCUCUCGAGAUUUUGCAGUUCCUCGGUGACAAGACUCAGGUCAUUUCAAACAAAUUGAGUUGCAUUUGAGCAGUUUUUCUUCCCCUAAUGUUGGCUGGUUCUUCUUUUUGACAUCUCAUUUCCAUUCGUGGCUAUUGCUUGAUGUAAGUCAUCUCUUGGCCAGGAUCAUUUACUUCUGUAGGGUUGAUGUAAUACUGGUGGUGUUAUCAUCUCUCACAAAACAGAGGUUUGGUUUUCUUAUUUCCAAAUAGCACCUAUUCACCUCAUUAUGUGCAUGAGCUGGCUUGAUUGGAGCGAUUCAUGUCUGAACCUGAUGCAUGCUCACCCUCCCAUGUUUUCUUUGCACACAAGUGGGUCCCGUGUGAAAACGUAGUUUUAACCCAUAUCAUGGUUUGAUAGCUGAAUUGAAGUGGAUGAUGGGUGUCAAGAUCACUUGGCAUGUGUCUCCCUCGUUCCUCUCUCCAUUUUUUCCCAUAUUCAUUUGUUUGGAUAUGUGAAUUGUGAUGUUGACCAAAAAUAACAUGGGAAUUAAUUACAUGCUUUGAAUCGUGGACAGAACACUAGAUCAGUUAGCGGAGGCACAUUUCCACAAAAAAAUCAAUGACACACAGAUCAUCAGCACCAUUGUCCAUCAAAACGUGCUGGUUGACUACUGUGGAGAAACUGAUAUUUUCGUUGGAAUUCGUAGGAUUGUGAUUCGAUGAAUAUAACCUAACGUCCAUCCCAUGAGGUAAUGAGGCGUGGUAUUGAUUUAUCACUUUAUGCCGUGUUGGCCUUUUUCUCUGAACGGGAGGAUGACCUGCAUACAGUAAUCACACCGAUAGACGUAAUUUAUUACAUUAUCGUUUAUAUGUCUGAUAUCUGUCUCGCAAUAGUUGAUGUUCAAGAGUUUAUUUCAUAUGCACUCCAUUUUCAUUCA